This is a messenger RNA of Gossypium raimondii (Peruvian cotton), 2799 nucleotides long. Its product is annotated as serrate RNA effector molecule. The coding region runs from base 113 to 2326 and encodes 737 amino acids. Lineage: Eukaryota; Viridiplantae; Streptophyta; Magnoliopsida; Malvales; Malvaceae. The record is from RefSeq and is a predicted model, not a curated record. Gene Ontology annotation, biological process: primary miRNA processing; mRNA processing. Gene Ontology annotation, cellular component: nuclear body. The transcript is spliced from 12 exons.
GCUACUCAUUUGUAGUUACUGAGGGUCCUCAGUGUCCGCAAAAUAAUUUAGGAAUAAUUUAAGAUUUUGUUCUCUAUAUUCUAUCUUUCUAGGGUUCCGUUUAACCAACCCCAUGGCCAAAGUCAUAAACAUGCCGGUCGAUUCUCUAGAUCGCCGCAGGGGCGGCGACCGUAAAGAUAACAACAAUAAUAACAACAGACAGCUUCCGCCAUCUGACGAUCCCAACUUAUCUCCCCCAGCUCCGCCUCCUCCUCGACGCCGCGACCGAGAUUCGCGUGAGCGACGGGACCGUGACUACUACGAUCGCAACCGCUCUCCUCCGCCUCCGCCUACCAGAGAGAGAGAUUACAAACGGCGUAGUAGCAUUAGCCCUCCACCACCGCCGUUGAAUUACAGGGAUAGGAGACACUCGCCUCCGCCUCGGAGGUCUCCGCCUUAUAAGAGGUCUAGGCGUGAGGAUGGAGGGUAUGAAGGGAGGAGAGGGAGCCCUAGAGGCGGAUUUGGACCCGGCGAUAGAAGGUUUGGGUAUGAUUAUGGUGGUGGAUAUGAUCGCGAGAUGAUGGGCAGGCCCGGUUACCCUGAUGAUAGGCCUCAUGGUCGGUACUUUGGUCGCUCUUCUGGUGGUUAUCAAGAUUGGGAUUCAGGCCGUGGUAGAUAUGGUGAUGCUUCUAAUUCAGGGACUACUCAAAGAGAAGGAUUGAUGUCAUACAAGCAAUUCAUUCAAGAGCUUGAGGAUGAUAUACUACCAGCUGAAGCUGAGCGCAGGUACCAAGAAUACAAGUCAGAGUAUAUAGCUACCCAAAAAAGAGCAUUUUUUGAUGCCCACAAAGACGAGGAAUGGUUGAGAGACAAAUAUCAUCCAACAAACUUGGUCACUGUUAUUGAAAGGAGGAAUGAGCUUGCACGCAAAGUUGCGAAGGACUUUUUCCUUGAUCUGCAGAGUGGAACACUGGACUUAACACCUGGUGUCAAUGCUUUGUCAGCAAAUAAAUCCGGACAAACCAGUGAACCUAAUUCUGAAGAUGAAACAGACAUUGGUGGGAAAAGAAGGCGGCAUGGUAGGGGACCUACUAAAGAAACUGAUAUUCUUUCUCUGGCUCCAAAGGCUCAUCUAGUCAGUUCUGAUCCCAGAAGAAUUCAGAUUGACAUUGGACAAGCUCAGGGCCUUGUACGUAAACUGGACUCUGAAAAAGGAAUUGAGGAAAAUAUUUUAAGCGGGUCGGACAAUGACAAAAUAAGUAGGGACAAAUCUCAUGGUAGUUUUGCAGGCCCAGUGAUUAUUGUACGUGGCUUGACUUCUGUAAAAGGCCUGGAAGGUGUUGAGCUUCUUGAUACUCUUAUAACUUACUUGUGGCGUGUCCAUGGUGUGGAUUACUACGGUAUGAUUGAAACUAGUGAAGCUAAGGGUUUUAGGCACGUGAGAGCAGAGGGAAAGAUUUCUGAUAUUACUAGUAAUGGGUCUGAGUGGGAAAAGAAACUGGACUCAUACUGGCAAGAUAGAUUGAGAGGUCAAGAUCCUUUGGAAGUAAUGACUGCUAAGGACAAACUAGAUGCUGCCGCUGUUGAAUCUUUGGAUCCUUUUGUCCGGAAGAUAAGGGAUGAAAAGUAUGGUUGGAAGUAUGGUUGUGGUGCUAAGGGUUGCACAAAGCUCUUUCAUGCUGCAGAAUUUGUGCACAAGCAUCUUAAACUGAAACAUCCGGAACUUGUGAUCGAGCUAACGUCUAAAGUGCGUGAAGAGCUCUAUUUCCAGAACUACAUGAAUGAUCCAGAUGCGCCUGGUGGGACACCUGUUAUGCAGCAACCAAUACCGAAGGACAAGCCUCAGAGACGUAAAGUAAUGGAAAAUCGCUUGAAAGAUGAACGUGGCUUACGCAGAGAACGUGAUAAUCGAGCUAAUGGUAGUGACAGAUUUGAUAGAUCUGAGAACCCUCAAUCAAGUGAUUUUCCGUCCAACAAUGAUGGUCCUGAUGGGGGGAAUCAUGAUGAUCCUAUGUUUGACGCUUUUGGUGGACAAGGGAUGCAUGUUGCAGCUCCAUUUUCUUCAGAUAUUGCACCUCCACCAGUAUUGAUGCCUGUUCCCGGUGCUGGUCCAUUGGGGCCCUUCGUUCCAGCUCCACCUGAACUUGCAAUGCAAGUGUUCAGAGAGCGGGGUGGUCCUCCUUUUGAAGGCAAUAGUAGAAGUGGACGCCCUGGACCAAAUUUAAGUGGACCAGCCCCCUUUCUUUUGCCUCCUGGCUUCCGACAAGAUCCUCGGCGCUUACGAAGUUACCAAGACUUAGAUGCACCUGAGGACGAAGUCACAGUUAUAGACUAUCGGAGUUUGUAGGUACAAGCAAUGGAAGGAACGAUGCACCUGACUGAAUCAGCGAGUUAAUUCGUCAAACAAUCCAAGGUCAAAUGCUGUUAUUUCACGAUUCAAAUGCUGAAUCAGCGAGUAGCAUAUUGACAUUGCAGCAUUUUCUUAAACUUCACCGGUGGGUGGGUAAUAUAGCUGUGCGAUUAAGAGUAGUCCAAGUCUUGUCUGUAAUUGCUGCGACCAAUCUUAUAUAUUUUUUUGUCCCAUAUUAACCUACUUGAAAAAAGAGAUAUAUGAACAGUGGGAUAGCGUGGGACAUACAAUGGUUAACAAAUUUGUAUUUGUUGUAAAAUGAAUUUUUUUUUCUUUUUUUUUUUUGAGCCGAGUAGGAUUUCUCAGGUAGAGGUAGCUGCUUAUUUGUUUGGUCUUUGGAUCUUCGUAGUGUUUAAAUAGAGGUGAUCAUUUUAUAUGCUUGAUAAUAAAAUGGUUCCUGCCUUUGUUUA